Molecule: messenger RNA, 2940 nt
Organism: Epithele typhae
Lineage: Eukaryota; Fungi; Basidiomycota; Agaricomycetes; Polyporales; Epitheliaceae
Product: acetyl-CoA synthetase-like protein
Exons: 20
Coding region: 1-2940 (979 amino acids)
Source: RefSeq, a predicted model, not a curated record
AUGUCCACGCCCCCUCCGUUCCGGAUCCCCCGCGAGGACAUUCUUGCCAACAGGAUCGAUAUCUCCACCUUAUAUGAGUGGCAUGCCAAGGAGAAUCCCGAACGACCAAUCUUCCUGUUCCAUGACGGCAAUACAGUCAAUACCAUCACCUACAAGCAGAUAGUACCCGCUGUUCGACGUGCAGCGCGGUACGUCAAAGCACGAAUGCCUCCGGCGCCGGGCACCGUGGCGGUAGUGGCACUGGCCGAUUCCAUCACGUAUACCACCACAUGCCUGGGUAUCGUUCGAGCAGGGUAUACCAAGUUCGUCAUAUCGCAGAGAAACGUACCUGCUGCGUUGGUGGACAUGUUCCGCAAGACCGAUUGCCGUCAUGUGCUCGCCUCGUCGGACAGCACCAUUCAAACGAUCAUGGCCGCAGUGCUGAAAGAGAUGGACGAUGUCACUGUUAUUCCCAUGCCAUCCUACCGGGAGCUAUUUCCGGAGAGUGCGCCCGAGGACGACCUGGCGCAGUCAGACGACCUCCCGAAGGAAUUUGAUAUGCAUAGCUCCCCAAUUAUCAUGCAUUCAUCGGGCUCCACGAAUCACCCGAAGCCAAUCUACUGGACACAUGCGAGGCUUAUGACCUGGGCGACUUCACCGUGGUAUGGCACUGUCGACUUCAACGGGGCAAAAUUUGCGAUACAUGGUACUCCCCUCUUCCACGGAAUGGGAGUGUGGUGUUACUACAUGGCGGCUAUUACGGGUGCAAUCUUAACGGUUUUCCCUCCCGUAACACCUCCAAUCUUUCCAACGCCAGACAAUGUGUUCGAGGCCACCAUGAAGACAGAUUCUGAAUACGUCAUGACGGCGCCCCUUUUCAUUGAAUCAUGGGCUCGUGAUCAAGAGAAAGUGGCCUACAUGACGAAGAUGAAGGCAGUAAUGUUCGGCGGCGCCCCGUUGGCACAAGAAGUCGGCGAUUCGCUCGCCUCUCUCGGCAUUUCCCUUUGCACAACCUUUGGAUGCACUGAAGUGGGUGCCCUUGGGAUGCUCUUUGUCGGGGACCCUGGCAUGGACUGGCCUUACUUCCCUUUCAAUCCGAUCUACAACACCAUUGCCGUCGAAGCGGCAACGGUCUUCACGAACUCAUCGUUCUGUGGUAUUGGUUUACAGGAAGAUCCGGCCAUGCCGCUUCCCAAGGCAAAUACCCAGAUCAACGGCCGGAACGCUUACGCGACAAAUGAUUUAGUCGAGCUUCAUCCGACAAAGCCAGGUUUGUACAAGUAUUAUGGACGUCUAGACGACCAGAUCGUCUUGUCCAACGGCGAGAAGACGAAUCCGAUUCCCUUGGAGAAGCUGCAGGAGUUCCGCAACAAGAUCUGGGAGACCAUUGAGCGAGCGAAUGGGCAGGCUCCGCAGCAUUCCCGUAUCUUCAAAGAGAUGGUUAUGGUCACCUUGUCUUCGAAACCGUUCACAUACAACAUCAAAGGCUACCCUCGCCGGCCCGUCAUCCUAAAGCUAUAUUCUGACGAAAUCGAGGCCCUUUACAAACAAGUGGAAGAAAGCGCACAAAUGGACAUCGCCGCUCCUACCGUCUGGAACGCAGACGGCGCUCGGACGUUCAUCCGAACCACCGUCGAGAAAGUUACCAAUCGGUCCCUCAAAGACGACGCAGAUCUGUUCCGAAACGGCUGUGACAGCCUGCAGGCGACGUGGAUCCGCAACACGAUCCUUAGGGUCGUCCGCGAGCUCUCCCCCACAGCGGCUCAGCAGGUUCCUAUCAACCUCAUCUACCAAGCCCCGACCAUCGUCGCCCUGGCCGAGGCCGUGCUCGCUAUCGUCAACCGCACUUCGACCGUUUCUCCCUUUGCGACGGCCGCGGCCGACCUCGAGCGCCUGGCAGAGGAACGUCGUGGUGAUCACGGCACGACGGGAGGCUUCGGCUGCGACGCUCUGGAGCACCUGUUGCUUGACGAGAGCAUCGCGAAGGUGUACGCGUUCGGGAGGCAAGUAGACAGGCAGCAACAACGGUUUGUUGAGAGAGGACUGGACGUGACUUUGCUGGGCACCCCGAGGUUCAAGGCAGUGGAGGCGGUCCUGGAAGCCCCUGACUUUGGCAUCGACCCGGCCCUGCUCGAAGAGAUCCGCGGAUCCGUUACGCACGUCAUGCAUAACGCGUGGACUGUGAACUUCAACAUGUCCCUCGCCUCAUUCCAGCCCGAUCUCAAGGCAGUUCGAACUUGGUCGAUCUCUGCCUCAGCUCUCCCUUCAAGGAUCCUCCAAGCUGCAGCUGACUGCACUAUCCCGCCUCCAAUCCCAGAGAUCCCAAUCGAGCCCUCUGCGCCCCUCGGCACCGGUUACGGCGAGUCCAAAUGGGUCGCCGAACAGAUUCUCCGUAACGCCACGACGCGCGCCGGCCUCCCCGCGCUCGUCGUCCGCCUCGGUCAGAUCAGCGGCGCGAAGACCGGACACUGGAACGAGCGCGAGUGGUUCCCCGCGCUCGUCAAGUCCGCCGAGUUCACCAAGUGCCUGCCGGAUCUCGACGGAGACGUGUCUUUCAUCCUCGGCCACCCCGCCUCCCGGGCCUUCGUCGAGAUGCGCCGUUCCCCCGCGCCGUUCCUGCACCUCGUGCACCCGCGGCCGGUCCCCUGGCGCACGCUCGUCGUGCCCAUCGCCUCCGCGCUCGCCGCGCCGCUCGUGCCGUACGCCGACUGGCUCGCCGCGCUCGAGUUGUCGGGCGCGGACGCGGACGCGGCGAGCGCGAAUCCGGCGCUGCGCCUGCUCGACUUCUUCCGCUCGCGCGCCGCGGUGCGCGAGGGCCGAGAGCCGCUCGGGACCGCCAUCCUGGACACGGGACGAGCAUGCGAGGCGUCGCCGACGCUCAAGGACAUGUCGCCGCUGACGACCGAGGACGCAGAGAGGUGGGUCGCGGCAUGGCGCGCGAGUGGGUUCUUGAAGGCGUGA